Molecule: messenger RNA, 366 nt
Organism: Dracunculus medinensis (Guinea worm)
Lineage: Eukaryota; Metazoa; Nematoda; Chromadorea; Rhabditida; Dracunculidae
Source: the annotation of a GenBank genome assembly
AUGGAAAAAGAAUCGACGAAACAAAUUAUCAAAAUCAGUCAGAAGAGUCCGUCGAACAACGACGAUUUAAGAUGCAUUCGAGCGAUAUUGUUCGUUAUUCAAUUCGGUUAUCCAUUUUCAUUGGUAAGUAAACUGGAUGAAUCCAUAUCAUACUGUGAAUAUUUAAUAGAAUGUGAAAGCAUGUCGCGGAUGCAAGAAAGCCUUUGUCUUGGUAAUAACAACUAUAAAAUGCCAUUCUGGUUGCCAUCAUCGAAUAAAACUGCCCAUCGAUGUUAUUUGGCUCUCCGAAAUGAUUAUAUUUUGCAAAAGGACAAAAAGGACAAAACAAUGUCUCAGAUCGGCAUUUUAUUUCAUGAUAAGUCAUGA